AUGUCGUCAGGGAACGCAUGCGCAACAUGUUCGGCACCUCGUCUUCACUACCGCGACCAUCAUGACAAUGCUGACGUGCGGCUUCAGCUCUUGAACAUUCGCGCCGGGCCGGGGGCUGCCCUCCUCCCCAAGGAGGUCACCAAGGUGCACAUGCAGUUUGCUCACAGGAUAGAGGAAGGCCACAUGGGUCCUAGGAAGUUCUGGAGAGAAAACCUCCCCAAGCUCAAGUACUGGAAUCCCGCGGUCCCCAUAGUGAUCAACAGGACAACCGACCAGAAGGGUCCCGCCGUCAUGACCAUCUACUUCCGCGACGACAAGGAUGCUAAGCCCUCUUCGACUCCAUUCCCCACGUCCUCUGCCGACGGUUCAUCUCCAGCCCCUAAACCUGCCCAGGGCGAGAGGAUAGUCACAAUCGACAUGAAGAACCGCAACUCGUCCGUUAUCCUUAAGGAAUUUCUGGACAAGACUGGUGCCGUUGCAGUUCAGCCGACGGCCAAGGACGAGGAGGAGUUCCGCGAGUUCGAGGACCUUCAUAGGAGGUCCGAGAUUGACCGCGAGCGCAUCAGGAAGAUGAACGAUGCGAAGAAGAGAGAGAAGGCUAUGUUGGCCAAGGCCAUGAGCGACGCCCAGUCCAUCAAGGCUGCUUCCGCAUAAGUCAUGCGCUAGCCACCACCGUAUGUAUGGAAAAAGAGAAAGGGACAUCGUUUGGGUUGUGUAUAUCAUAUGUACAAGUAUUUUGGGAAAUUCAUGUCAAAUACCACCAAGCAGGAGC
Neurospora tetrasperma FGSC 2508 is the source of this 772-nucleotide messenger RNA. RefSeq lists its product as uncharacterized. Gene Ontology annotation, molecular function: structural constituent of ribosome. NCBI's taxonomy places the organism in Eukaryota, Fungi, Ascomycota, Sordariomycetes, Sordariales, Sordariaceae. The transcript is spliced from 3 exons. Gene Ontology annotation, cellular component: mitochondrion. Bases 1 to 654 code for a protein of 217 amino acids. The record is from RefSeq and is a predicted model, not a curated record.